This is a messenger RNA of Pocillopora damicornis (cauliflower coral), 756 nucleotides long. RefSeq lists its product as uncharacterized. The record is from RefSeq and is a predicted model, not a curated record. Gene Ontology annotation, molecular function: protein binding. NCBI's taxonomy places the organism in Eukaryota, Metazoa, Cnidaria, Anthozoa, Scleractinia, Pocilloporidae.
AUGGCAACAAUUGCCACACCAGCAUUUCCUUCUACCAAGGAGACAACCAACUAUGCUCGACUCUGUCGCCUUCUGGUGGAUGUUGGAUCUCAAGCCUUGAGAGACACUUUUGAUGCCAUUCACCCUCCAGUAGGACUUCACACAGUUUUGGGGCGUCACCCAGAGCAUGCAACGCUAAAGUCUCUAAGGAACAAGAGGAUCUUGAAUGCUACGCAAUGGGGGAAACUGUAUCCAACUAUUCCAUCAUCUGUUUCAUCAGCAGGGUUUGAUAUCACACUACUGAUGGUGUUACUGAGGAACAUCUGUAAAUUGGCCCCUCCCAGCACCGGAUGGGAUAGUCUUCCCCACCUUGCAGACGUGAGUAAGCAGGCCAACAUCGCCAGGUUGAAAUACUACCGUAAUACUGUGUAUGGCCAUGCCAGCCAAGCCUCUGUGGACGAUGCUGCAUUCAACAACUACUGGCAGGAGAUUAGCAAUGCCAUAGUAGGACUGGUAGGAGGAGGAGGUUAUGGAGCUGUUAUCAGUAAGCUUAGGAAUGAGUGCAUGGACCCUGAUACUGAAGAACACUAUAGGCAGCUGCUGAAGCAGUGGAAGGAAGAUGAAGACAAUAUUAAGGAAAAGCUCCAAGAUAUUGAAGAAAAAAUGACAAAUGACAUUGAUCAGAUGAGAAGUGAAGUUGGAAACAUACAAGACAAGUUGGAGACCUUAGUGAUGGCCCGACAAGAGGAAUCACAGUAUCAAGGUCUGUUUGUGUAA